AUGGAGACCGCAAAGCGCCGGGGCGGGGCCCUGUCUUUCUCUUCGGCGCCCUCCACGCUUUUCCCUGCGCGGUCGACCGUCGCGUCGUCCUGCGUGGACGGCUGCGGGUCGUGCUGUGCGUGGUGCGCCUUCUUCGAGAGCGAGGCCGUGCUGUACCUCGUGCAGGACAACGACCCCUCUUCGGGUUUCGACGCCUUCGGGGGCGGCACCGCCUGGCAAGUUCAAGUCUCUCUGCUGUCUGUGCCCUGCCCGCUCUCCGCCGAAAGGCGCACGGAGAAGGCGCGGGCGCGCGAGGCCACGGGGAGCCCAGACGCGCGAGCAAGCGACGCAGCCCCCCCGCCGACUGGAAUCGAGGGCGGAGGGGAGGAGCGACUUGCCGGAGCCGCCGCUGGAACCGCUGCAGGCGACGUCGCCAGGCCGAGCGCAGACGCGCAGGCCGGCGCGAACGAAAAUGCGACCCUCGAAGGGGGAGCUGCGGGGGAAGGGCCUUCAGAUGACGCGAACCCCGCAGGCCAGGAAGGCGCUCAGACGCCUUCAGCCGUCGGGCGAGAUCGGGGACGGCCCGCGUCUGAAAAGCCGGCGGCUGGUAGGCCGCGCAGUGCGGCGAGGCGGAGACACAGUCCGAGCGUCCUGGAGCACCAGUUCGUGCUGCAUGUGACUGCAGGCCGCGUAGACGGCCGCCUGUCGGGCGCGGUGGGGCCUGCGUCCGGCCCCUCCAGCCCUCCAGCGAGUCCGCAGGCGGCCGCUGCGAGCGCCGACCCCUUCGCGCCGCGUGUGCCGCCCUGCCGCUGUAACUGUCUCCUCGGAUGCUGCGGGCGCGGCCGGAGCCGGGGCGACCCGCGCGCGGCCAGGGACAGCGCAGACGCGCGCCCGGGGCUAGGGGCCUCGGAGCCCCGGGGACGCGGCGGGGCGGAGCCCGGCGACGCUGAGGGCGCAGAAGGUGGCAGAAAAGGCCGGCGGAAGUGCCGCUGCCACGAGCGCAGCCGCGCAAGCAGAAGGCGGAGAGAGAAGCCCGCGGAGCGUGGGGCCGGCGAUCAGGGCGGGUCUGGAGGCCCGCAGGCGCCGGAAGACGGGGUGGGCGACGGUGGGGACUGUUCAUGUGAUGAGGGGCUGCGGAGAGACUCCUCAGGAGCAGACGAAGGCGACUGUCGGGGCUCGGAGCGCGACGCUGAGGCCCUGCCUAUCCUCUCGAAGACGCGAGAAAAAAGGUGCGCCUGUGGAGGGCGGUGCGCGUCUCCCUCGACUCGCGCUGCCCGGGGCUGUGCGUGCGCAGCGGGGGCGGAGGGGGGUGAGCCCCAGGGAGAAAAAGAGGCGGAGGGCGAGCCUGCGGAACGAGUCGGCGCCACAGGCUUAGGGAGAGAAGAAGGGACGCCCGAUCCUCCGCAGUCUCUCGAAGGAGCGGCCCCCCCGGCAGGGUCGUUGGGAGACCCGGGCCAGCGGAAAGGUGAAGCGCGAGGGAGCGCCGAAGGUCGCGAGGCGUCUUCUUCCUCCUUGUCGUUUCUGUUCCCCGGAGUGGACGGCCGACUGGCGUCGCCUUUUGCUCUACCUGAGGGCGACAGCCGCCUUGCGGUCGCGGCGGCCUUUCCGCCUGCGGGCAGUUCGCCCACUGCGCCGGCUGUCCAGCUGCCGCUCUCCUCGUUGUCGUCCUUCUCUUCCUCUGCGUCGUCGUUUGUUUGCUCCUCUUCUUCUGCUUCUUCUCUCGCUGCGCCAGCCUCCUCGCUCGCGACGUCGGCGUCGUCGCCCUGCUGCUGCGAGUGCGCCUGCGGAGGGGACGCGAGCGACGCGUGUUCGCGCCGGCGCGGAAGGAGCUCAGGCGCCCUCUUGAGUCGAUCUUCUGCAGCCACGUGGAAAAGCAGGGCGGACGCCGACGCGUCCGUGCCGUCUGCGCUGGCGUUCCCCUGCCCCGAGCUGUACGUACACUGGGGAGUCUGCGUCGAGCGCCUCGAAGAGUGGAAGACGCCGCCCGCCGGCCUCGUCCCCGCGGGCUCGCGAGUCGACCUCGGGUCUCACGCAGCCCAGACGCGUUUCCAGUGCUACUCGUCGUCUUGUUCUUCUGGUGCGGCCGCCGCGGCGGAGGGCCGCUGCCUCUGCCCUGUGGAUGCGCGGCCUCACGGGGCGGGGACCGGAGCUCGCGAACGGGAAUGGGCCGCCGCCAGAGGCGAAACUCGAGGCGAGGAACGGGACAUCGAAGCGAGGGCGAGCGACGCGGAGGCCGCUACGGCGGGCGAGCCCGCAGAGACGCGCGGCGAACCACGCGGCCGCGCGAGCGACUCUGGAGGGCGGUGUGGGAAAAGGGCGAAGGCAAGGGUGCCGCUCCCCGCCUGUCCGUGCCGGUGCUGCGACACGCGGGGGGCUCGCGGCCGCGGCUGCAUGUCGGGCUCACGCGCGCGGCUCGGGGACGUCGAGACCGACGGCGCGUCAGAUCGCGGCAGCGAAGCGUCGGCGCUCUCAGACGACGAGGCAGUUGCAGCAGCGUUUUCCGCCUCUUCUGCGCGCUUCGCGUUCUGCCCCAUUUGCGCAGAGGGCCCCCCGAGCCACCUCGCGGCGCCUGCGCUGUCUCCCCACGCGGGGGGGACGACCUACUGUGUCCAGCUGCCGCUCGGUCCGACGACGGGACCGCGGGCCGCGCUGCCGUUGGGCGUGCAGUUUGUGCUCUUUGCGCCGCCGUUUCGGUGGAUAAAGCCGAGUGCCUAUUCGAAUUUCUUUUUCAACAUCCAUCAGGCAGCUGCGCGCCUCCAGCUGCGCAUCGCAGCUGCCUUCCUGCGCCGCACACUUCUCGCCUCGCUCGCCUCCAGCUCCGCCGCCCUCGCGCCGACCGACGCCACCUGCGGGCAGGCGCCGCAGCGGAAACAGGAGCCGAGAGAGCCGGAUUUCGAGAGCGAGCCCCCGCGGAGCUGUGCGUCUGCGACUGAGGGAAAGCGCGCAAAGGUCGCUGGGGACAGAAGCAGAGCGAACGGGGCGGGUGCGGCGCGACCAGAGGAUCGCGGUGCCUCGCCGUCUGCAGGUGCCCGAGCUCCGCGAGGCGCCUCCACCCUUCCCGCCGCGUCGUCACCUGUUGCGUCGUCGCCCGCCGCGUCCUCGCCCGCCGCAUCGGGCUCGCUGGGCGUGUGGCCUCUGCGUCCGACGAUGGCAGUUCAUUUGCCGCCGCGCUCGCCGCCUCGCGCGCAUGCUUCCGCGCCUCUCACGUGGGCGGCGUCUCGUGGGGAGGGCGCAGUGUGGAGCCUCGAGCAGGCUGAGCUGCGCGACUUCGCCGUCGGCAUGCCUCCGGAGUGGCAGCUAGUCGUCACUGCUUCUCUCACGUCCCGCCGCAGCUUCGCGGCGUCGCCUCCGGCUCCCGCCCCCCCGCCGCCGCCUCUCCGCUCUCCCUGGCUCCCGCAGGCGGCGCGCCGACCUCCGUCGUCUCCGUCGUCGCCCUCGACCACGGAGCGCAGUGACGUUUUGGCCGUGCAGGCAGUCCUCUGCGAGGCGGGACCUGCGCCGCGGGGCGCGGCGCGGGCCCUCUGGGUGACUGGGCGCGGCGCCCAGCACGCGAGGCGUCUGCCUUCACUGAAGGCGCUCGAGGCGCCGCGCUCGCACGACGGCGGCUGGCGGCCCAGACCCGGUGAAGCGCCGGAGGGGCGUGCGGCGGCGGGCGACUGCGGCAGAUGGGGUGAGGAAGACCUCGGGGGCGACCGCGCGGGGCGGGCACGGGCGCGCGAGGCCGGCGCUCACGCUGCCGCGCCGAACGGGCGCUGUGGAGCGGGGGAGACUUCUGGUCCCGGAGGAGGAGACAGGAACGACGGAAACGACAGAGAAGACAGGAGCGCAGAAAGCGAGGCUCGCGAGGAGGACACGCCGCAGGAGGAGGAGGAGCUUGCUUGGGGGCCGACGCUGCGGGAGCUCUGCAGCGGCGCAGCGCCACCCCGCUGUCUGUUUGCGGCCGCGAGUCAGCAGGCGCGCGGGGGAGAGGAAAGCGGCGACGCGCCCGCUGAGUCGCGUUCCCCCUUCGACUCUCUCUUUUGCUGCCGCACCUGCUGGGAGAGUCGUCGCUGUCGGUGUCAAUCGCUCUCGCUGGACGCACCUCUCGAAUUUCUCUUCUCGUCUUCUCGGUUUUUCCUUCGGUCGCCUCACGGUGCAGCCCCUGCCCUCCCCCCAGGGAGGCUCCCGCCUCCAGGGGCUGGGUCUGUCUCAUCGCGUCCGAGAGGAGGAAAGGAAAGCCGGCUCGCCUGCGGGCACGAUCCGCGCGCCCACGACGCCUCGUCGUCACCGUGCACGUCUCCGCCUUUUCCUCUGCUUCAGUUUGAGUUGCAGCGAGGCUCUCGCGGCAGGCCGGAGGCCGGUCGACCGAGCGAGCGGGGCGGCGACGAGGAUACGCCCACGGCUCUCCUUCUCUCUGCGUUUUCUCCUCCGUUCUCCGCGGACGCCGCGGAGGCGCCAGGCUCCUUCGCUCUCUCCCUCGAGGCGGCCUCUGCGCCGACGGCGGCCGACGCUCUCCGCAGGGCCCGCCAGGGCGCUCACGGCGCUCUUCUGCGGCUCCAGAUGCGCCGGCAGAGAGAGUCCGCGGAGCCGCAGGGGGGGCAGACGCCUGACGCGCUGCGCGACCGGGUUCUUUGCGCAUCGGCUCAAGCGCCGUGCGACGAGGCCGAGCCGCUUCCCGCAGGCACCUGUCUCGGGGUGUUCUUUCCUUUGCCGCCGGCGCAGGAGCCGCCCGCGAUGCAUCCAGAGGACGCGCAGCGAGCCGAAGAGGAGGCGAGGGGGGACUCCCGGCUUCCCUUGCCGGCCGCGGCGGUCCCCGCACUCAUCGACCGGUGGCGGCGGCGCAGCAGCGGCGCCAGUAGCAGAGAGGCCAGCGAUCCGGGUGACGAGGCAGCCGCCGCGAGGAGGGCAGAGGUGCUUGCGUUCGUCUGUGGGGCGUCUUCCUUUGGGGAGGACGACGACUCUGGAGUUUUGUCGCCGCUCGUCUCCUCUCGGGCGUUCCUUCGCUCGCCGCGGCGGUCUCCUCUCCUGUCCUCUUCGAGCCGCUUCGCGUCUCGGCGCCGGUCAUCGCACGCCGACCGCGACCGCGCGGGCGAAGGCGGGGACCGGCCUCUGCGGUCGGCGCAGAUGCUGUCGGCGCCAAGGCUCCGCGGCGAGCACGGUGCGCCCUUUGCGCACGAUCUGCCUUACGAGUUCGCGGAAAGCGGGCGGAGGAGGCGGUGCAGCGUCUUCCGCCGAAGGAGCCCCGAGCGCCGGCGCGCCGAGGAAAGGCGCUGGAGCGACGGCGUCCGCCACGCGGGCGGACGCCACAGGCAGCUCCACGACGAGCUGGGGGAAGGCGCAGGAGCGACCGCUCUUUGGGCGCGGCCGCCUCAUCACGAGGCGCGGCGAGACCGCGGAGAAGGCAACGACGAGAGGGGGCUUAGCGAAACCCGGCGGCUGCUGGCCUUGCAGGGGAAAGACGCCAUGCGCCUCGGGGCGAGCAGGCGAAGGCAAAUCAAACCGACAAAAAUGUCAGCCAAGUACCUCGACCGGCUCUUGAGCAAACUCCUGAAACAACCCGUGCGGAACCCACACCACCUGCCUCUCCUCUCUUACGCAGACCAGCGCCUCCUAGCAUUCAACGCGCGUCUGUGCGGUGCAGUGCUGCGUCUUCGUCUCGCGUUUCUGCGUGUCGCUGCCUCUCUGCUUUCACGUUCUCGUCUCGCGAGCUGUAGCGCGGCUGAGGUGGCGGCUCGCGCGUCGGUUUGUGCGGCGGAUGCGCUGGGCUUUGACGCUGAUAACGAGCGCCGCCCCUGGCUGUGCGUCUUGAAGUUUGUCGGCGCCGGUGGGCGGACCUCGCUCCGCAUGCAUGGGUCGUUUUCUGCGAGGCGUCUUGUGUGUGCCUUUAGGCGCUUCGAGCUGAAGGGCGAAGGCGAAGGAGAGAACGGCGAAGUCGAGGCCGCGCUGCUGGUGGACAGCGCGCCGAACUGCGGCGAGACGUCCUGCUUCCGUCUGCGACUUUCGGCGCUGCUGUGGGAAGAGAACAACUCGCUGCUCCACACGGCCAGCUACGGGUCGUGUGCGAAUCACCUCCCGUCGGCGUCUCGCGCGCCCGCCCCCGCGCAAGCGUCCCCCCCUUCGACGGUCGAGACGUCUGUCCCUUCAGCUCCCGUCCACGACGUGGCGCCUCCGCUCGCGUCUUCGGCCGCGUCAUGGCCUUCUUGUUCUUCUCCGGGAUCGUCGUCAGUGGUGUCUUCUUCCCCGGGGUCCUCUCCGCCGAGCUCGCCGUCGUCGCGCGCUUCAACCCCGUCGGCAGCGCCCUGCGCGGCGCCGGCGUCGCCGUGCUUGUGGGUUCACUGGGGCCUGAAGCUCGGCGCGCCGGUCUCCGCCUCGCGUCAGGCGCGGGGCCUCGUCCGCAACGCGACCGCGAGCAUCGCCGCCUGUCUCCUGCCUCCGUCGCUGGCGCUCGGUCUGCCCCCGGCGGCGGCGUCCGCCUCGUCGUUCGCUUCGUCCGCCUCGGUCGCCUCUGCGUCCUCCUCGGCGUCCUCAGCUGUCUCCUUCCGCGCGGCGGCUCCCCACGGGUCUUCGGGCGCCUUUGGCCUGGGCUUCGAGACCCCCGAGGGGCGCGGCGCGGCCCCCGACUUCCGCGUCCUCGUCCUCCAGCAGCUCGUCGCCUGGGUGGAGAGGAAGCUCGGCGACGAAGAGACCGACGAGAAAGCCCGCGCCGCAGAAGGCGCGGCGGUCGGCGAGGGGCAAGACGCAGACGCGCAGCAGCCGAAAAUUGACCUGAACUCCUGGGUGCAGCCGCCCGAGCGCUGGAGGCCAGCGGGCAGCUACGCAACCGACAGCUACAGCGUGGACUCGCCGACAGUCGAGCUGUUUGUCAGCGAACGCCGGACGCGAAGAGGAGGAGGAAAGAGGAGGGAGGACGCGACCACCGCCCCGACCGGCCUCAAACUCCACGCAGUCGAUCUGCGCAUCCCCAAGACACUCUACGGAUACCGCGUCCUCGGCGUCUACUUUGUUUUCCACUCCGACCGCCCGCCUCUCGCCUGCCGCUGGUUUCACCAGCGCUACGUGGAGCUCCCCCAGGACUUGUUUGUCUCCAUCGACCGCUCGCCGGCGAUCGAGACGCAGCCGCAGAAGUUGUUUUCGGUGCCGGCGCUGGCGCAGCAGCUGCACGGGCUGCAGCAGAAGCUCGUGCGGCUUCUGGCGCCGUCUUCCUCUCUCUUCUCGCCCUCCUUCAGGUCGCUGAAGCAGCGGAACGCAGCGGUGUCGGACGACCAGCGCCGCGCCGUCCACGGCGGAGAGGACGCGGAGAGCCGCGACGUGUGUCACCCGCUCUUCACACUGACUGCGAAGCUCCUAGACCAGCCUUGCGCGCCGCUGCUUUUCCAGCAGCAAAAGCUCAUCGAACUGCUCGUCUCCGAGUCCGCCUUCAUCUCGCCGACACUCGACGCAGCACGCAGGCGCAGGGCGGCCUGCCCGAAGUCCUCCCGCGGGAAGCGCUCAGCCGCUGGGAAGGCGGAGACUGCGGAAGCCGCGGAGAAAGAGGAUUCACUCGGCUCGGAAGCGGAGAAAGACGCCCUCGCGGCGAAGCGGUUGACUGAAGACUCGCAGACACAGGAGGGCGAAGAGGACGCCGCAAGCUCGCCCGCCUCCUUCGCCUCGUUCGCCUCCGUCCAGUUCUCACCCCAGGCUCCUGCCGCCGGCCUCCGCACGCCGCCCCUCUCGCGAUCGGCGUCGCCAGCCUCCGCGCCGCUUUGCUCAGCUUUCGUCUCGGCUUGGUCGUCUCCGCUCUCCUCGUCGCGUAGCUGCGCGCCCUCUGCGCUCGACUCGGCUGCGAGUCACGCGCGCGACUUCCCCGCCGUCUCCUGUCCGCUACUGCGCUGCGCGACCGUCCUGCUGCGGGCGCUGGAGGCGGCGGUACCUGUCGUGGAGAGGCUGCUGCUUCUUCUCGCAGAGUGCUGGCAGAAGUCGCGUAAAAACCGGCCGCUCAUUCGACUCCUCAUCGCCGUCUUCGCCGCCCCGCUGCUUGCGGGACGCGCCCUGCAGGCGCUUCUCGACGUCCUCCGGGGAUGCGGACUGACGGACCGCCAGGCCUUCUUCCGGCAGUGGGCCGCACACGUGGAGACUGCGCCUUCGCCUCUCGUGGACGUUUUUGCGUCGCCGCUCGCAUCUUCUGCACGCGUCGCCGACUCUCUCUCGCGGCACGCGGCCUCCCCGCUGGCUGCUUCUUUCGGGUCGCUGUCGCCCUUUCCUUCGACCACACCCCCGCCUUCCUCGCGCCUGGGCUCUCUACCCCGAGAGCCGGAAGGCUCGCGCAGCGCGCGAGAUGCAGAAGAGGCUUCUCCUCCGCAACGCGGCGGAGUCGACGCCGCACACGUGGCCGGAGAGACUGGGCACGUGAGGGCGGAGCAGAUGCUGCGGAGUGUUCGCCGGUGCUUCGCGGCGUCCGACGCUGCGGUGAUGCGAGCGGCGCUGUGGUACCUGGAGAGCGGCGGCGCGGGCGAGGCCUUCUGGGCGGGACUGGGCGUUUCGCAGGCGGAGUUCACGCGGCUCCUACGCGAGACUGAGGCGCGCCGGCGAGGUGGAGACAGCGGAGAGAAGAAGCGGCGGCCGCGGAGGGCCCCCGUCGCAUCGUCGGUCGCCUCGCAGACGUCCUCGUCGCGCUCGUCGUCGCCCUCCUUCACGGGGCCGCUGUGUCUGUCGGGCUUCUCCCCUGCGCUGCCGGUCGACUCGGCAAUUCGCGCCUCCCACUUCGUCCCCAGUCCGCAGCCCGCGUCCGUCGUCUCGCCGGCGUCCUCCGCCUCCUCCUCGGCGGCGUCGGCCUUCUGCUCGCGCAGCAUCUCGCUCUCGCUCUUUGAGCGGUCUCGGUGGAUGAGCUGCCCGCGCCGCGCGAAGCUCCUCUGCGAGAAGGCGGCGCGAGCGAAACCGCGUGCGAGCGAAGGGGAGGCCGCCUCCAAAGACACACACGCGGGAACUGGCGGUCACAGCGCUGCGCACAGCGGCGCCCCCCCCGUGGAGGAUCGCCCGUGCGGGGCGAGCGAGGCACCAGAAGACGCGCCGCGCCUCGCGGACGGCGCUGGCGAAGGGCGCAUGCGGAAGGACUCUGCUGCAAACGCCGACGAGGCGGAAGCGGCGGAGGCCCUCCAGCACUGUCUCCUUUCGCUCGCGCUCCUCGCGCGGCAGCCUCGCGCCCAUCUUCCUUCUUCCUUUUGGAAUGAGCGACAGGGGAGCUCCGAAACCGACGCGCCUCGCGCGAAGGACCGCAGUGCGCCGGGCGGCGCGCGCGCCUCCAGCCCGCAGGCCGCGGAAGACUCCUCGUGUCGAGGAGAGCGCGAGGCACCAGCGACGCCUGAGAGCGACGCGGAGGAAAGGUGGGAGGAAGAAGAAGCGACGCGCUGCGCGCUGGCGCUUUCGGGUCUCGCUGGAGUCCCUGUCAACGUCGUGCUCACCUCGUUCCGCGCGGAAGUUGCGCGCCUGUCCGCGGAGUUCGCCGAGCUCCUCGAAGCCAUCUGCGCCCACCCCUGCCUCGAGCGCUGCGCCUGUCGCCUGGCCGCAGAGCCCGCCCGCGAGGCCGCGGAGGCGCCCGCAGACGCACAGGCCGACCCAGAGAGCGGCGCCACAGCGGCUCGCAGGCGCGCGGCGGAGGGGCGGGGAAGCGGAGAAGAACGAGAAGGGGCCGGAGAGGGCAGACAAGGGGGUGAAGAGGGCCAGCAGGAAUCCGUCCGAGGACAGGAGCGCCCCGAGUGGGAGCAGGCGUGUGGGUCGCCUUUCCUCCCCCUUGAGGCCAUCGAGCGUUUUCAAGAAGUCUCGUGCAGGCGAACAGACCCCUGGCGCCUGCGCUGCGGCUACCGGCCGGUGAACCUCCUCGCGUGGUGUCAGCGCGCUUCCCUUCCUCCUCUUUCCGCUCCCUCGCCGUCUUCCGCCUUCGCGGCUGCGCCUUCGGCGGGGGGUAGCAAGGCGAGCGCAGGCGACGCAGGCGAGCCGCCGUGUGCCUGCUGUCCGCGCGGCGUGGGAGGCCGGCAGCCGGGGGCCUGCUGCUGCGUGUCGCUCUUCAGCCUCGUUGGCAACGCGCGCGCGCGCAGCCUGCCGCUUCUGCUGCGAUGCGCGGAUAACGAGACGCGCUUCGCGCUCCUGGUGCUUGAUCUUGCGCUCGAUGAACUCCACCAAACACUCGUCAGCCGCCUCUUCGGCGUGUACCGACGCGAGCUCGACGCGGCGGGCGCGGGCCUCCCGCUGGGGCCAUCCCCCCCGACCCGCGACGGGGAUGCUGGCGCCCGAGACGCGCGGGAGGCUGCGGCCGCACCGCCAGAGGAGGCGAAGGCAGAGCGAGGAGCGAGUGUAUUGGAGACCGGUGAAGUGAGACGCGAGCGACAGCGGCCGCGCAGGCCCAGACGAGAAGGAGAGGCCCGCAGCAAGCCGACGUGCUCGUCGGGCUCCAGUCUGUGCCCCGUUGUCGACAGAGUGAAUCGAGAGAGACUGCGGGGGUUGCGUGAGAUCUGGCCUGCCUGCGUCUGCUCGCUGGUGCCGUUACUCGAUUCUCUGCUCCCCGGCCUCGUGAUUCUUCAUCCAUGGUACGAAGAAGUGGACGCGCUGUAUAGCGACUGGAGGUUCACGAUGAAGUUCCUGCAGAGCGAGCUGUCGGGCGAGCGUCUGUGCCGCCAGUCGUCUUCGGUUUCGGCGGGCUCCUCUUCAUCGUGGUCAGCUUUCUGCGAAGGGGGCAGAGCGUCGCAUGCGGCCUCUACCGCCUCGUUCUCCUCUGUGGGGUCUUCUUCUUUCGCAUCGUCUGCCACCUCGCGCGCGCCUUUGUCUCCGUCCGCGUCUUCCUCUCUCCUUGCGCCGCCUCCGCCCUCGGCGCGAGGAGGCGACGGUAGCGAGGGCAGCAAGGUCGCUGAGACAAGAGCAAGCAGCGGCGACCGCGAGCUGCCGCCCUCUCUUCACUUUCUUGUCUCCGUGACACGUCGGCUCGAGCGCUGCGUUAUGCGGCUAGUCGGCCUCUGCGAAGAAUACGUCGACGGGAAGUUCUCCUUCUUCGUUCAGGCUCGCAACGGCCCCUCUGCGCUCUCCUGCCUCUUGGUCGAGCAAUGCAUCCAGAAGUCUGUGCUGAGCGCGAUCGCCGUGAUUCUGCAGCACCUCUCGCUGUCGCUGUCUUUCUACUACCCGGCGGUGGCGUCGGCGGUGUCGGUUUUGCCGACGGGCGGCUCGGCGGCCUCUGGAGUUUUGGCCUUUCUUCCCUCUCUGUCGAGCGCCAAGUUCAUUCCGCCGUCGCCCUCUCCGCUGCUUCUGGCUGCCUCGCACUUCGACGAGAACGCAGUCCUCCCGCCCUACGUGCGGGCAGUCCUCGUCUGUCCAGCGGCGAGGCCCUACCUCGAGCGCGUGAAGGGCCCGGUGCUGCUGCGGCAGCUCACGCGCCUCAGCGAGCUCCUCAGGUGGCGGCGCGCCGCCGCCGGCGCCGCCAGAAGAAGCGACGUGGACUCCGAGGGCGGGGCGCCCGCGAGGCUGGGCGGGCCGCGGCGCGCGAAGGAGGCGGCGGAGGAUGGCGAGGGCAACGGGCCCGCGUCAAGGCCCGUCGAAGCCAAGGCCAGGGGCGAAGGCGAGAGCGGCGACGGCGAGAGCAGAGAUACCGAAACGAGGCAGUGGGGCUCCGCGUCCGUGGCCAGUCUGCCGCAGGAGUCGUCCUCCUCGUCCUCCUCGUCCUCCUCGUCCUCCUCGUCCUCCUCGUCCUCCUCGUCCUAUCUGCCCCCCUACGCGGCUGUCUUCGGCUUGCCGUUUGCGGCGGAGCGCGGUGCGCGCCUCAAGGACGACUUUGUGAGUCUCCACGUCCUCGGCGACCUCUCGUGGACGCUGGAGGAGCUGCAGGUCGCGGCGGCCGCGGCCCUCGCGACUUCGGAGUCGCUCGCCGCCGCGCCGCAGUCCUCGUUCGGCUCUUUCCUCUCUGCGGACGUGGCGUCUGUCCACGCGCCCGACGCGUCGCCCGCUGCCGCCGCCGCAGCCGGGCUACCGCUGUCUCCGCUUCACUUCUACGCGCCGUGUCUAACUAGCAGGCUGGCGCUGCGCGCCCGCGCGCAGAACUGCAUGCUGGCCGUCAGCUCGAGUCCAGUCUUCUUCCUCAAUCUCCUCGUAGAGCUGAUUCGCCAGCGCAAGAGUCAGCAGCGGCUCCUCCGCGCCUCGGCCGCGGGAGAGAAGUGGAGGCGCUCCGAGCGGAAGAGGCGCCUGCCCUUCUCCUCCUUCUCAGGCCGCACGCGGAAAAACAGUCUCUUGCCCGGCCCCCGCGGCGUCGCGGGCUUCUUCUCACGCAGCUCGCCAGUCGUCGGGCGGAAGGGCGACUUCUCCCGCGACGACGGAAACGCCGGCGAGGCAAGGGGCGCCGCCGAGAGGGAGAGAGAGGCGGAGACCGAAGACGCGACGACGAAAAAGGCCGCGCAUGCCGCGAGUGCGGACGACGGGCGCGGUGCGUGGCUGGACUUGCAGCGCAGAGAAGGCGAAGAAGAAAGUGCGACGGCCGCGCGUGCGCUCAACGCGCACCUGCUGAGCGAGAGGCGCCGGAGUGUCGCCGAAGUCCUUCAGACGCUCGAGAAAAGCAAAGGGAGGCUGCAGAAAGUCUUGGGCGGAAGGCGUUCACGAGCCUCCCAUGCGUCGACGUCUUCUCUCGCCAGCUCGCGAGGUUCUUCGAGGCCCUGGGGGCGGCAGGGGCUAUCGGGCUGGCUCUCGCGGAAGGCGCGGCCGCCAGGUCGGUUUUUAGUUCCGUCGCAUGCGUCGCUCGCCGCGGAGCCCCCCCGGUCGUCCCUCACGUCGCUGCAUCUGCGAGAGCUGGCGGCGUCUCUGGCGUCCUCGUCGUCCUCCUUCCUCGCGUCCUCAGGCGCCGUGUUGAUCCAGCGAGACGUGGAGAUCUACAGCUACCUGCACGGACACGCGCUGCGCUUCCGCACCGCGCCGCCCUCGCUGCCGAACCGCACGCCCGAGCUGCUUCAGCACCUGCCUCUCCUUCUGAUGCUUUCGCAUCCGCAGCUCGCGCCGCUCCUCUCUGUGUUUUUGCAGCAGCGAAGGAGCUGCCCUUCCGCGCAAAGUGCCGAACGCCUGCGCACAGACUCCGCGCAAGGCGCGCUCGAACUGCAGGCCCUCACCGACGCCGCCGUCGCGGCCGCGACCGCCGGCGAAGAGCCGGAUGGGCUGCUGGGUGAAGAGGAAGAGCGCGAGCGAGAGGACGCAGAGGAAGACGAAGAGGAAGACGAAGAGGAGGGAGAAGAAGACUACGAGACGGAUGCGGCGUACUGCGAGAGUCGACGCGGGAGCUUCUUCCUCGGCGCGGCCGGCGACGCCGUGCGACGCACGGGGCGAAGGCGAGGAGGAAGGACGAGCGAGGAAGAGGCAGACGUGGAAGGAGCGAAGGGGGAGGAAGAGACAGCGGACGGGGAAAAGGCCUUCGACGGAGUUCUCGCCAAAGACGAGGGCGCGAGAGACUUGGAGUUCUCAGUAAGCUUCGAGCAGAGAGAACUUUCUCGAGACGCGGAGAAGGGAGAAAACCGCGGCGCAGAGGAAACUACGCGUCGCCCGUGGGUCUGCGAUCCCGCAGACGGCGGCGUGGAGAGGAACGGCCCAGUCGAGCUGCCGCAAGACGAGGAGGAAGGAGGAGGCGGCAAAGGACGCAGCGGAGACCUCGACCAGGCAGCGGAAGAGACGCCAGUGCUGCGGCCUGCGCCAAUUUCCGCAGAAGGCGGCGAGGUGGGGCGGAGGCAGUCGCGAGAGAGCGUGGCGUCUUCCUCGUCGAUUCGCUGCCUCGCUCGACGUCCCACGCGUUUGGUGAGGAAUGAGAGGAACCAGUCACUUUUGAACGUCAUGGAGGCGCUCUUCUUUCCCUCUGCUCCCUUCAGUCAGCGCACGUUGGCCUGGCCCUUUUACGGGGUGUCUCCGGCGGCAGGCUCCUCGAGCGCCUGUUCGCCGCUGCUGAGGCCCUCCUCCUCUGGACAUUUUUCAUCUUUUCGCUCGCCGGGUCCGCUGCCGUCGGCUUCUUCCCGCUCCUCUGUCUCUAGGUUCUUCUCGUCCCCGAUGCCACCGCCUCAAACGGCCCUCUCGCGCUUCGCGUCCACUGCGCCGUCUUGGCCGUCAUCAAGUCGCCUGGUGGAGCUGGCGUCCUGGGGCGACCCCUUCCGUUUGCCGAUGCGGAAUGCGCCGAUCUUUCCGCCGAUUUUCGAGGCGCUUUCCGGCGACGGCCGCGAGGAAGAAGCCGACGGGGGCGACGAGGAAGAAGCUUUCGUUCAGGCCAGCGCCACCGCGGCCGCGGUCGCGGCGUGCGUCGCCCUCAACGCGCCGCCGGAGGCCACGGUGAAGGCGAUUGCCGAGGCGCGAGCCCGCAGCAGCCGGCGCCUCCUCCGCCGCAUUCGGAGUCGCCAGCGCAGCGCCAGUUCCCACGGCUUGCCGCUGGCCUCCAGUCGGGCUCCAGGCGUCUCCGCCGCGCCUGCAGGCCUCGCCGACCUGGCGGGGAGACUCCCGCUCCGCUUUUUGUCGCCGACAGCGGAGAAGGGAAGCGCGACGGAGAGUGGGCGGAAAGGAGGAGACGACGCGGAGGCAGAGAAGAGAGAAGGCCGAGGCGAAGAGGCGGAGGCGCCGCGGGCACAAGCGGACGACGAAUCACGGGCUCACCGGGUCUCAAGGGGCAGCGGCCCCGCGACGGAGCGUAAGGACGAGGGGACGUCGGAGGGAGUGGAGGCGGAGAAGACUGGAGAUGGGCGACAUGGGGACGGCUCUGAGACGACCUCGGCGCAGGCCACGACGCCUUUGCCUGUCGCCGCGCUCAUUAAAAAGCCGUUCAUUCCGGCGCUGCCUCUGUCUUCCUCCCGCACAUCCGCCGGGGCGGCCCCUGGGUCGUCUCUGCCGUCUUCUUCAGCUGGCGCGGGGAAGCUGUCCUUCUUGUCUUCGCUGGAGAGGCGCGGCGACGGCCCAGAGUCGUCUCGCUUCAGCGCAGGUUUCUUCUCGUCGCGGCAGCUCUCGGCGCUGUCGUCGACGUCCACGUCCCCGCCGGCUCGCUGGCUGUUGGGCGUCGAGGCCUUCCAGCCCCACAUGGUGGGCCCGAAGGGCCUCUCGAUCGCGCUGCUGCAGCAGUCCCCGAUUCGCCCUUUCCUCUCUGCGACCGCGGCGGUCCCCUUCGACGCCUUUGAGCGGACUCUGCGGCAUCCGGUGAACCGGGAGACGCGCAAAAAGCUUCAGCAGAUCAUUUCCGCGCUGGACAUCUCUGGCGAGAUGGAAAAGCUGCGUCAAACAAAGAACGCGGCCAAGGCUGCGGCGGCGGCGGCCCGCGCGGGGGCCGCAGUGGCUCGCGCCAUGGGGCAGCAAGCCCCUGACGGGGCCUUUGCGGCGUGCGCGGUCGUGGGCGGGGAGACGGUGCUGCUACACACGGUGGUGCAGCUCGAAAAACUUCUGCAGAAGGCGCGGCAGCUCGUGCAUGCGCUGCAUCUCCCGCCCGACGCCUUCCGCGACCUCCACCUCUUCUGCUGCAACUCGCCAGCCGACGGGCGCCGGCGACCCGGCCGCGGCGAAGACGAGGCGAGAGGAAGGCCCGCCAGCGCAGCGGGCAGCGGCAGGAGAGGCAGCGGCAGGCGAGGCAGCGGCAGGCGAGGCAGCAGCGGAGGCUCGAGGGACAGGAGAGGCGCCGAAGACGCCCGAGGCCCCUCGGGUGGGGCCGACAGGGAGGCGCAUGAGGGAGAAAACAGGAAGAACAGAGCGCCGGAGGGCGGCAACGCCGACGGUCGAGACGCGGGAGCGGAAGGUCUCGAUAGCAGCAGAAGUGGAACGGACGAGCGAGAGGCGCGAGGAAGACGAGAGUUGAGGUCGCCGUUCGCGCGGCGGGGGGCUAGCCGGCGAGCAGAGUCGAGGGAAGGAGACGGCCGCGGGAGAUACGACUCGCGCGAGGAGAGGGAAAGACGAAGCGAGGCAUUCGAUGUCUACGGGGACCACCGAGAGGAGGAGAGACGCAUCUUAAGGAGAGAGAAACAGCUGAAAGCGAUUCUGCAGCAAAAUCCUGAGCAAUUGUGGAACUGCGUCAAAAACGUCUGGUGCACGCUCUUCUCUCCAAGCGUCGUUCUCGCCGUUCAGCGGGCCCAGCUGCGCUUCUCUCAGAUUCGCAUCGCGGUGCUGUUGCAGCUCGUGGAAGGCAUCUGCGAGGCUUCGUUCCUCUGCCGCACGGACAUGGGCAGCUUGUGUCACCGCGCGGCACCGCCGCUCUUCGCCGAGACGCCUUCUUCGCUCCACGCGCGGGAGGGCCGCGAAGGCGGAGAGCGCGACGCCGAGAUGGCAAAAGAAGAGGACGCGAGGGAGGCAGAGAGAGCCGAGGAUGACGCCGCUCUCACCCUUCCUCUCAAAGAGAAAGGUCAGGGCCGCGACGACGUCAGCGCGUCGCCGACGUCCUUCCCUCCGGCUUCCCGCUGGUUGCGCCUUACGUCUCCUUCGCGGCGUUCUUCGCCGUCGCUGUCGGGCGGCGUGCGCAGGUUGUCCCCCCCUGCAGGCGCGAGCGCUGCGUCUUACGCGCGUCAGCUUUCUUCUGCAUCGCGCAAAGGCCGCGAAAGGAGAGAAGAGUUGACUCCGCUGUCGUCCUCGUCGUCGUAUUACGCGUACACGGCUGCGAGUCCACCCGAGGACGCGAGACACGUGAAGGAGCUGUACGGAGAAGUCGUCCUCGGCAUGAGUCUGGCGCCUCGCGAGCUCCUCGAGGGCGCCGUGAUCAGCCCUGGAGACCCCCUGCUCUUCCGCGCGCGUUACUCGUCGCCUGCGCAGCAGCCGGCCUCUCUGUGGGGCGUCGAGGAAGGCGAAGAAGAGGCCACAGACGGCGAGCGAGAAGAGGGCCGCGGGCCGGAGGCGAGAGACGAGCUCAGCGCUUUCGAGGCGCGCCGGGCGCCAGAGGCAGGGAAUGGCCAGGAGGAGCAAAGUCGCGAGAAGAGAGGAGAAGAAAAGGCAGAGUGGAGUGAGGAAGACGGCGAAACGACGGGCGAUGUCGAGGAGACUGGGCCGCCAGGAGGCGACGAGCGCGAAGGGAGGCUGCAGCAGGAAGGCGAGGGAAGAACUCGCGACGCAGAAGCAGGCGCAGGGUGCGAGGGCUUAAUCGCCUUGGUGGGGCGGGACGGCCGGGGGCCACAGGAGCCCGCGAGCGCGCCCUGCACACGUCGAUCGACUUCGCAGCCUCACGCGCGAGGCGUGUACUUCCCAGUUUUGCCGCGUCCUCAAGAGCCGGCGCGCAGUCCGUCUGCGUCUCUGCCUUCCCCUUCUUUCUCUCAGGGGUCGCAGCGGGAGGCGUCUCCGGGGCGCCACGGUUUUGUGGUGGUUCCCCGUGGCUCGUCCUCCUCUCUCUCGCGGACGUUCGCGGGGAUUUCGCAGCCGCCGCUCGCGCGCGCUGCCUCGCAGGCCAGCGUCUGUCCCCUGUGCGGCGAGCGCUGCGGGAGCGCAGCAUGCAGGUGCAUCACCACGCAGACGGGUGCGCGGGUCUCCCCGCCGCGGCUCUACGGCUUCUCGUCAGCCAGCACGCUUCUGCGGUGUUCCUCUGCAUGUGUGCUCGUCUCCGCCGACCUCAAUGUGGAAGGGCUCGAGGCGAUGAUGGCUGUCGACGGCGUCAUCGCCUGUGUGCAGGAGCAGACCGUCGAUCACCUGCACCAGCGCCCGUCGCGAGCGCCUUCCCACUCGCCGCCACCCGUGCUGACGUCCCCAGGGCGCCCCCUAUUCCCCGACGCCUCCGGGCCCUCGUGGCCCCAGAACCGCGGCGGCGGGCCCCGCCGGCCCGCGUCCCACGCCUCGAGUGUGGGGCGCGUCCCCUCGCCGGCCCCCGUCGUGGCGGGGACAGCGCGGGGUCGAGGAGACGGCGCCCCCGUAGGGCUGCAGGCCCAGGACUCGAGAGCCGGCGUGCACCAGAUCCCCGGAGGAGGGACGGGGCGCGGGAAGACCCUCGGGGGGCGGCGGUUCUCGGCGCGGCGGCAGGGGGAGGCACCGUGCCGCGAAGAGUGA
Besnoitia besnoiti is the source of this 17928-nucleotide messenger RNA. RefSeq lists its product as uncharacterized. The coding region runs from base 1 to 17928 and encodes 5975 amino acids. The record is from RefSeq and is a predicted model, not a curated record. NCBI's taxonomy places the organism in Eukaryota, Apicomplexa, Conoidasida, Eucoccidiorida, Sarcocystidae. The transcript has 9 exons.